AUGUAUAUCGAUGAUCUAUUAUGUCAAUCUAUCAAUCUCAUUUCGUCUAAAGCCAACAAGAACGCUGCCAAGCUCCCAGUCCAACAAGAGAAAACCAGAAUGGACAACAUCAACAGAAAGCUCAAGAUCGAGAAGUUGAUCCUCAACAUUUGUGUUGGUGAAUCUGGUGACAGACUCGUCCGUGCCGCCAAGGUUUUGGAGCAACUCACUGGUCAAACCCCAGUCUACUCAAAGGCCCGUUACACCGUCAGAUCUUUCUCGAUCCGUCGUAACGAACAAAUCGCCGUUCACGUCACCGUACGUGGUGAGAAGGCCGCCGAGAUCCUCGAGAAGGGUUUGAAGGUCCGUGAGUUCGAGUUGAGAAACAAGAACUUCUCCAACAACGGUUCCUUCGGUUUCGGUAUCCAAGAACACAUCGAUUUGGGUGUCAAGUACGACCCAUCCACCGGUAUCUACGGUAUGGAUUUCUUCGUCGUCUUGGGUCGUCCAGGUUUCCGUGUCUGUCGUAGAAAGAGAGCCAUCGCCAAGGUUGGAUUCCAACACAGAAUCACCAAGGAAGACACCAUCCAAUGGUACAAGUCAACCUACGAGGGUAUCGUCAUUGGAAAUGGUGAAAUCAAAUAA
Heterostelium album PN500 is the source of this 624-nucleotide messenger RNA. RefSeq names its product uL5 family ribosomal protein (gene rpl11). The record is from RefSeq and is a predicted model, not a curated record. NCBI's taxonomy places the organism in Eukaryota, Evosea, Eumycetozoa, Acytosteliales, Acytosteliaceae. The transcript has 3 exons. The coding region runs from base 1 to 624 and encodes 207 amino acids. Gene Ontology annotation, biological process: translation. Gene Ontology annotation, molecular function: RNA binding; structural constituent of ribosome. Gene Ontology annotation, cellular component: ribosome; cytosolic large ribosomal subunit.